Messenger RNA from Macrobrachium nipponense, 1564 nucleotides. RefSeq names its product homeobox even-skipped homolog protein 2-like. The transcript has 3 exons. Gene Ontology annotation, molecular function: DNA-binding transcription factor activity, RNA polymerase II-specific; RNA polymerase II cis-regulatory region sequence-specific DNA binding. The record is from RefSeq and is a predicted model, not a curated record. Gene Ontology annotation, biological process: regulation of transcription by RNA polymerase II. Gene Ontology annotation, cellular component: nucleus. NCBI's taxonomy places the organism in Eukaryota, Metazoa, Arthropoda, Malacostraca, Decapoda, Palaemonidae. The coding region runs from base 232 to 1278 and encodes 348 amino acids.
ACAUUUGAAAAAGGUCGACCAAUCGGAGGGCAGCUCUGCGGGGGCGCGGCUCGGCCCGGGAUUGUAUUUAAAGCCCUAGAUCGAUCAAAUUCAGCACUCACUCGCUCACCGCCACCGAAGCAAGUCAUUCUGUUGGAGUUCCGAAUUCUAGUGAAAGGAACACGUGUACUUUAGUGAAGUUUAUUUGUGUUUUUAUUUGAUUGUGAUAUACGAAGUGGUUGUGUCUUCACGAUGUCUCCGAACGAUAGCGCGGGUCGUGAUCCCCAACAGAACAAUAUGGAUCCCUUGCCUAGGGAUCAGGGCGUCCCUGACAGCCCGCCCUACAGCCCUAGCUCCCAGGGAAGCGCCACGCCUCCCCCACCCCCCUUGCCUGGUUUCCAAGACGGGAUCGAGGUCGUGCUCGAUGCAGAUAACUUCAAUAGACCUGGUGGUGAGAGGCCGAGGGCCAAUAAUAACAGACUCUUCACCAGAAGGAGCAGAAAUAGACAUAGGGGCGAAAGUAGCAGUAGCAGUAGCAGUAGCAGGGGCAGCAACAACUCAUCUCCAGAAGUAAGGAGGUACCGCACAUCCUUCUCCAGGGAACAACUCUCAAGAUUGGAGGGAGAGUUCUUCAGGGAAACAUACGUCAGUAAGCAGAAGCGAAGGGAGUUGUCGAGGGACUUGUCCCUUGCGGAAUCCACGAUAAAGGUGUGGUAUCAGAACAGGCGCAUGAAAGAAAAGAGGCAGAAGUUAUCCGUAUCCUUCUGGCCUUACUCGUGUCCUGCCAUGGCACCGUGCUUCCCCGCCGCCGCUCGUUACUACUCCGGAGUGAACUACAUCGCCAAUGCUCCUUACGCAGCCCCUUACGCGCCUUACCCGGGGCCCUCCGUCGGUUAUGCCCCUGGACCCUCACCGGGCAUUCCCCCGCCACCCUUAGCCUAUCACGGAGGUCACGUCCCCGGGUGUCCUACUUCUCACGUCCACCCAGAUUAUUGCCGCUGCGUCUAUUACGCCCUCGCCUGUAGGGCGGCUGCUGCUGCUGCCGCCGCUGCUGCUGCAGCACCUGCCCCCGCCCCCGCCCCAAACCCGUUGCUCGUUCCGCAAUACCCUCUCCCAGCCCCGAUGCGCAAUCCUCAGCCGUUCGUGCUUCCAGCCGAGGCCGCCCAGCGUAACGCCCGGGCAGCAGCCCGUCCACCGCCCCAGCAGGUGGCUCCUCGUCAAGAGAACGUGCCCUCAGCAUCCGCUUUGCCCCAACUCUUCAAGCCGUACGCCGAGGAACCAGCUAAGAAGUCCGAGUAGAGGAAAUCGAGCUACGAUGAAUACUGUUCUGAUCAUUGAUGAGUAAUUGGCCUCCAAAAGGUUUUUGUAAGAAGUCACAGCGCAUCGUCACAUUUCGCUUGUAUCAAUUAGCCAGGUUUAUCCCUUUUUAUUUCAUUUUUUUUCUUUCAACAUAAAUUCAAACAAUAGGAACGCUGUAAUUCCCGAAGGUCUAUUCAAUAAUUAAAGCUUCAUUCAUUUAUUUUGUCAAUUUUAAAGUACCAUUAUUGAUUUAUGCAUUUUGCUUAUAGAUUCAUUAUUAAGUCAG